AUGCAACUUAGUUCCAAUAUAUUACUGGCGCUCGCUUACCAAAUGGUAACUGUUUCUGCUUUCAAUUCCACAUACGCCAUGUCUGCUGAUGACCAAGCCACUGUUUUAAAUGAACAUAACAGAUUAAGAGCCUUACAUGUCGAUACAGGUGCAUUGACUUGGAGUGAUACUCUAGCUGGUUACGCUCAAGAUUACGCUGCUAAUUACGAUUGUUCUGGUGUCUUAACUCAUUCUGAUGGUCAAUAUGGUGAAAAUUUAGCCAUUGGUUAUAGUGUUCUAGGCUCUGUGGAUGCUUGGUACAAUGAAAUUAAAUAUUACAAUUAUUCUGCUCCAGGUUUCUCCUCAAAGACUGGUCAUUUCACUCAACUUGUGUGGCAAGAUAGUACAGAACUUGGUUGUGCCAUUAAAUACUGUGGUGACGUCUGGCACAAUUAUGUUAUCUGUGAAUAUAACCCUGCAGGUAAUUACAUUGGUGAAUUCGCUGAUCAAGUCCAACCUUUGAUUGCUAGUGUCGCUGUUUCAUCUACAUCUUCAUCUACUUCUUCUACAUCAUCUACAGCUACUUCAAGUUCCACAAAAUCAUCUUCUAGCUCCUCUAUUUCAAAAUCAUCUACCUCUUCUACAUCUAAAUCUAGUUCUUCAAGUUCAUCAUCUUCAAGUACUUCCAAAUCUUCUGAAUCCACCACUUCAUCAAAAUCUAGUUUGAUUACUUCUUCUACUGCUACCACUUCAUCUAAAGAUCAACGUGCUAUUGCCUCUGUCGCUGCUUCAAUUAAAUCCAACAGUAACUCUAUCAGCAGUAAUCUAACUUCUUCCAACACUUUAGAUGCUGAUGAAAGAUCUGCUUCUACCACUGUCUCUAUCACUUCAUCUUCUGCUAUUGAAACUACCACAAGUGGCAUUGCUACUAUUACUUCUGGUUCUAACGAAAACAAUGAAUCUGCUGCCAUCUCUGUUGUCACUGAUACUGUUCAUGCUAAGAGAACCACUACUCAAGUUAUUACUCAUUGUUCGGACAAUGUCUGUACUGAAGCUACUAUGGUGGCUACCGUAGAUGAUUCAACUACUGAUGCUAACAACAAUGCUGUUGAUGCUAUUGAACACGAGACUACUGCUGCUGCCACUGAACAAACUGUUACUACCGUCAACGAAGAAGGUACUAUUACCACUACAGUUAAAUGUUCAACUUCUGAAGCUACUACUACUACUCCAGUUCAAAUUACUUCUACCAUUACUCAGAAUGCCGAAAAUGAAGCUACUUCAAUUAACACUGAAGCUGAUAUUGUCAGUCAAUCAUAUUUUUACUCCAAUAACACUGGUAUUCAAUAUAGUAACACUACCGAAACUACAGUCACUACCGUUACUCAUAAGACUACUAAAAUCUCAACUUUACCAUGUUCUAAAUGUACAGCUGUUCCAACUUCAAAAUCUUCAAGCAGUAUACGUGAAGAGUCCAGUCAUAUUACCAUUGUUGAACAACUUUCUAUGACUAGUUCUGUCAUUAGUUAUUCAUCCAUUGCUAAUAACACUUCAUCUGCUAAAUCCAUUGAAGCAUACGAAGGUAUGGCCGCUCAACUAACUGGCUGGAACAGUUUCUCAUUAGCUAUUAUAGUAUCUGCAUUACUAUUGUAA
Molecule: messenger RNA, 1632 nt
Organism: Maudiozyma saulgeensis
Lineage: Eukaryota; Fungi; Ascomycota; Saccharomycetes; Saccharomycetales; Saccharomycetaceae
Source: the annotation of a GenBank genome assembly